GAAUAAUUUCGCAGCCAAGAAAGUCAUCCGGCCGUGCUACACCGCUGACCCAACAACCACUAUGCUCUGGCUCAAGUGCAUCCGCAUGUUUCAAGCCUGGGCUAUUGGGUCCAAGGGAUUCAUGUACCCCAGAAACGUGGGUUACCCAAUCCCAUUGGCCAGUGAAGGGCCCAAGUUUUACCGCUUGGAGGUGCACUAUGACAAUGCUGAGAAAAAGGAGUUCAAGGACUCUUCAGGAAUCUCCAUGCUUUAUUCAGAUCGACCCAGACCAACCAAUGCAGCCAUUAUGGAAAUUGGUUUGACCUAUGGGCCCCUGCAGGGGACAGAAGUUUCGGUGCCCGUAGGAUACCCCAAGGUAUCCAACAUCUACAUCCCACCAAAAACCGGAAACUGCUCUUCCGGUCUGUGAUCCGCCUUCUUCCGGAAGGACACACAAAAAAAUCAACAUAAAGAAAAAAGAGAAGAAAAGACCGACCCCAGCAACCACUGGCUCAUCAUUCCGAAUUAUAUAUAAAAACCCGGGAAUAAAUUUCCUUCCAUGUACUGCAACAGAAGA
This is a messenger RNA of Notodromas monacha, 556 nucleotides long. The record is from the annotation of a GenBank genome assembly. NCBI's taxonomy places the organism in Eukaryota, Metazoa, Arthropoda, Ostracoda, Podocopida, Cyprididae.